Armigeres subalbatus is the source of this 700-nucleotide messenger RNA. It is a transcript of the gene RpL26, whose product is annotated as large ribosomal subunit protein uL24. The record is from RefSeq and is a predicted model, not a curated record. Gene Ontology annotation, cellular component: cytosolic large ribosomal subunit; ribosome. The transcript has 2 exons. Bases 164 to 619 code for a protein of 151 amino acids. Gene Ontology annotation, biological process: ribosomal large subunit biogenesis; cytoplasmic translation. Gene Ontology annotation, molecular function: structural constituent of ribosome; RNA binding. Lineage: Eukaryota; Metazoa; Arthropoda; Insecta; Diptera; Culicidae.
UCUUUACUAUCCUGUCCCCCGAUGUUUUGCUCUUUUUCCGAACCUCGCGCUGACAUCACUUUCAUCGAACUGACAACUUGUCACAUUUCCAGCCUUCUUUCCUUCCGACAUCUUGAACUACGUAAAACACGCGUUUUUCGGGUGUUGAAAUUUUUUAAUCAAGAUGAAGCUGAACAAAAAUGUUUCCUCAUCGCGUCGCAAGAGCCGCAAGCGGCAUUUCCAGGCCCCUUCGCACAUCCGCAGGAAGCUGAUGUCGGCGCCUCUGUCCAAGGAAUUGAAACAGAAGUACACCGUCCGAUCGAUGCCAAUCCGCAAGGAUGAUGAAGUGCAGGUCGUGCGUGGACACUACAAGGGCAACCAGGUCGGCAAGGUUGUGCAGGUGUAUCGCAAAAAGUUCGUUGUCUACAUCGAACGGAUCCAGCGGGAGAAGGCCAACGGUACGAACGUCUAUGUGGGCGUGCACCCGUCCAAGUGUCUGAUCGUGAAGCUGAAGAUGGACAAGGAUCGCAAGAAGAUCCUGGAUCGCCGGGCCGCUGGACGACGCGCGGCACUGUCUAAGGAGAAGGGCAAGUACACCGAGGAAACGGCCGCGGCUUCCGCCAUGGAAACCAGCUCGUAAACUUCCGGUCCCCGCAGACUACUGUUGCUUUCGUUCAUGUGUAAACAAUAAUACCGAAUAAAUUAAAAGAGGAAAAACUUG